Messenger RNA from Trichobilharzia szidati, 1434 nucleotides. NCBI's taxonomy places the organism in Eukaryota, Metazoa, Platyhelminthes, Trematoda, Strigeidida, Schistosomatidae. The record is from the annotation of a GenBank genome assembly.
CGACAGCAUUAUUUCUACUAGUAGUAUUUACCUAUUGGCGAAAUAAUGAUCACAUUACACCAGCUUAUAAAAACAUGAAAAGUGAUUCGAUUGAAAUGUGUGAAAGCUUUUUAAAACAAACACCAAUUCAGUCAGUAGCGCGAAAAUUCAAGACACAUUCAACAAGUAAAGAUCUUUAUCGUCAGUGGAAUGGAAUGAAAUCGUGUAAAAACUUCAAGGAAUUAAUUGAACAACCUAUUAAAGUCAAUAAAGAGGAGAAAGCUUAUCCAAUUGCAUUCUCCAUCUCUGUUUAUGAAGAUGUUGGAAGGAUAGCCAGGUUAUUACGGUUAAUUUAUCGACCACACAAUCUCUAUUGUAUACACGUAGAUAAGAAAUCACCAGAAUGGUUCUAUCAACAAGUUGUUGAAUUAUCUCAGUGUUUUGGUAAUAAUGUGCUAGUUGUCAGUCGAGACAAAAGUAUACCAGUCGUCUGGGGACAUUAUUCAGUACUUGAAAAUUUUUUGAUUUGUGCUGACAUACUACUGAAUAAUCAAAAUGUUAAAUGGAAGUAUUUAUUUAAUAUUAAUGGAAAAGAAUUACCAUUGCGUACAAAUUGGGAGUUGGUCGCUGCUUUAAAAGCAUUGAAUAUGUCUAAUGUUGUACAAUUCUCUGCUAGAAAUGGACCAAAACAUAGACUUCCUAAAAAGAAACCAAGUUUUCCAGUCACAUGGAUAAAAGGAAGUUUUCACGCUGUUCUACGACGUGAUAUGGUUAACUAUAUACUGCAUGAUAAACAUUCCCUUGAAUUAUUAAGUAUACUCAAAGAAGAAGAGCCUCUAUUAAAAGUACCCGAUGAAAUGCUUUUCAGUACACUUGUUUACAAUCCACAACUUGGUGCUCCUGGUGCAUGUCUUAAAAUUCAUCAAUCGAAUACAAAAAAUUCUCGAUCACUAUUUGUUGCACGAUAUAAAUUAUGGUGGCCGAAUUAUUGUGCAUCAAAACGUUUAGUUCGUGGAAUAUGCAUAUUUGGUGUACAACACUUGCAUGAAUUUACACAGAGGCCAGAAUUUUUCGCUAAUAAAUUCAAUCUUGGAUUUUAUGAUUUUGCCUAUGAUUGUUUAGAGUAUUGGAUAUUGAAAAAAUUGAAAAGUGAACAGGUGACGGGAGAAUUAAGUGGGCAAUUUAAUACAACCUUCUAUUCUAGAUUAUUCUGUUCACGUAGUCAUAUUUAGAUAGGAAGUGUUUUCCACUGUAUCAUACCAGUUAUGAAGUGUGUUAACUUUCGAUAAAUAAUCUUGUAUUUAAUUUUUCAAAAUGCACACAAGCAAAGUUUUAUUUUUCCCCCAUGAUGGGAUGCUGUCUACUUCUGUAUUGUUUGGUAUUUCUUUCUAAUUGUGAAUAAUUGUAAUAAAUUCUAUAGUAGAUGUGGAAUAUAAGGAAAUAACUUGUACUUAA